CCGGAGCAGCAGCUGCCGCCGCCGCCGUCGCCACUACCGCCGCCGCUACUGCUGCCGCCGUGUUCGGGUGUAGAAUUUGGAAUCCCUGCGUCUCGUUAACAAUGAAGCAGAGUUCGAACGUGCCGGCUUUCCUCAGCAAGCUGUGGACACUUGUGGAGGAAACCCACACCAACGAGUUCAUCACCUGGAGCCAGAAUGGCCAGAGUUUUCUGGUUUUGGAUGAACAAAGAUUUGCAAAAGAAAUUCUUCCCAAAUAUUUCAAGCACAAUAAUAUGGCAAGCUUUGUGAGGCAACUGAAUAUGUAUGGUUUCCGUAAGGUUGUGCAUAUUGACUCUGGAAUUGUAAAGCAGGAACGAGAUGGUCCUGUUGAAUUUCAGCAUCCUUACUUCAAACAAGGCCAGGAUGACUUGUUGGAGAACAUUAAAAGGAAGGUUUCUUCUUCAAAACCAGAAGAAAAUAAGAUUCGUCAGGAAGAUUUAACAAAAAUUAUAAGUAGUGCUCAGAAGGUUCAAAUAAAACAAGAAACUAUUGAGUCCAGGCUUUCUGAAUUAAAAAGUGAGAAUGAGUCCCUUUGGAAGGAGGUGUCAGAAUUACGAGCAAAACAUGCACAACAGCAACAAGUUAUUCGAAAGAUUGUCCAGUUUAUUGUUACGUUGGUUCAGAAUAACCAACUUGUGAGUUUAAAACGUAAAAGGCCUCUACUUCUAAACACUAAUGGAGCCCAAAAGAAGAAUCUGUUUCAGCAUAUAGUCAAAGAACCAGCUGAUAAUCACCAUCAUAAAGUUCCACACAGUAGGACUGAAGGUUUAAAGGCAAGGGAGCGGAUUUCAGAUGACAUCAUUAUUUAUGAUGUAACUGAUGAUAAUGCAGAUGAAGAAAAUAUCCCAGUUAUUCCAGAAACUAAUGAGGAUGUUAUAGCUGAUCCUUCCAACUGUAGCCAAUACCCUGAUAUUGUCAUUGUUGAGGAUGACAAUGAAGAUGAGUAUGCACCUGUCAUUCAGAGUGGAGAUCAGAAUGAACCAGCCAGAGAAUCACUAAGUUCAGGCAGUGAUGGCACCAGUCCUCUCAUGUCUAGUGCUGUCCAGCUAAAUGGCUCAUCUAGUCUGACCACAGAAGAUCCUGUCACCAUGAUGGAUUCCAUUUUAAAUGAUAACAUCAAUCUUCUGGGAAAGGUUGAGCUGUUGGAUUAUCUUGACAGCAUUGAUUGCAGCUUAGAGGACUUCCAAGCCAUGCUGUCAGGAAGACAGUUUAGCAUAGAUCCAGAUCUCCUGGUUGAUCUUUUCACUAGUUCUGUGCAGAUGAAUCCCACAGAUUACAUCAAUAAUACAAAAUCUGAGAAUAAAGGAUUAGAAACUACCAAGAACAAUGUAGUUCAGCCAGUUUCAGAAGAGGGAAGAAAAUCUAAACCCAAAACAGCCUGAUGCAGAGGAGUAUAUGGCUUCAGAGUAUACAUUCAAGAAGGAAGAAAUCUGGCUUCCUGAAUCACUGCUUAGAAGAGAGGCACCCAUCAAUCUUGGACACCUAUUGUAGACUUCAGGUGAGUGGAGAGCAAACUAUUAUGUUCUGCCUUCGGGUUUUUUUUGGGGUGGGGGGGAUUGAUCUUAGUGUUCAGUAAUAACUCAUUUUGGCAAACAUUAAACAGUAAAAUUGUAUGAGAAAUAACAUUUUUAGUGGCCUGAACAGGUCUUGAUUGGGGGGAAGGAGUACUUCCCCAAUUUUUUUGUAUCUGAAGCUAAAGAUUAUCAGUGUAAGCAUCAUCAGUUUCAUUCCUUUUUGUUUUUGUAAGUGUACAACUCUUAAAAACUUUGUAAUACAAAAAAGUGUAUGAUGGAAGGAAUUUGGUAUAGCACUAUCAGUCCUUUUAACUCCUUCAUAACUAUAUGCUAGAACUAUUGUAUUUUUUAAUGAGUUACCCACUGGUGACUUAAUUAGAUCAUCUUUCAAUUUCAUCAACAGCAAAAAAAACCCAGAAACUACCUGAAUUGCAAAAGUAUUCUGCCCCCAGUGUCAUUCUUUCUCACCAGUAUUUAAAAUUUUGUCUUUAUUGGGUGUUUGAGAGUUUAUCCAGUGCCUUAGUAAUGCCUUAGAUUCAGAAUGCCUAAGAGAUACAUCUUUGUUAAAUGUGGAAAGUGAUUGUUAAGAGAGGGAUGAUGCCCUGAUGUUCUUAAGGCAUCUUUUCAGGCAGAUCCAAGUUCAGGAAGGAGUAAUAAGGAAAUUGAAGAUCUGGACACUGAUCUCUAAUACCUCUUGCUUACCAGAGGAAGUCUCUGUACUGUCUGGAAAACAAGUACCACAGUAUGAAGACCAUUAAUUUCAAGAGUGCCCCCUAUCUUCAUCCUCAUUAUAACUUUCUUUCAUUUAAGGGGGGUGGUUGUAAGUAUCGGCAUCAGAAAUCACGUAGAACAGAGCUGAAUGUUCUUUGAGUGUGUCACCUUGUUUUUCAUAGGGAUGGUAUACUCAAGUGAUGAGGCUUAAAUUGACAAUAGUCUGCAGACUGGGAAGAUGAUGAAAUGAUAUUUGUUGUGAUGAACAUGUUACAUUUAAGAAUUAGAGUCUAAAUGUUCAUUUCAAGCACACAUGAAAUAUUUUUUGAGAAUUGGUUGCAUAUUAGGCCAUAAAGCAAAUCAGAAAAUUUCAUGGAAUUGGUAUCAAACAGACUAACUAUAAUACAAAUAAAUCAGACCAUUACAGUUACAAGGAGUACUGGCAUGGUAUUUUGUGGAGUGACCUUCAUUUGGGUUUACUGUUUUCCCAUGAUUAUAGGAGUUAAUGGGUUUGGGGUAGAAAGACCACAGGGGUGAAGUGCCGUUUUUACCAUUUAUCAAACUAUCUUACUAUUUUUUUCUCUGGAGAACCCUAAUACACUUAAAAAAAAAAAAAGAAACAAAAAGCUCUCUUUAUCUUACAUCUUAGAACAUAGAAAAUCAAGGGUGUAAGAAUGGAGAAUCUGCCAGUAAAUGGGGAUGCUUUAAGAGCUGUUACACGGCAGUACUAAAGUGUGCUGGGCUGGCCAAGUAGUGACAAGUUGAAAAACAUGUUAGGUCUUUUAAAAAUUGGUAAAUUGAAGCUAAUCAAAACUAAGCACUUUUGCUCUGCAAAAGACCCUGUUCAGAUGGAAGAACAAAGAUACAGACGAGGAGAAAAUAUUUGUAAACUACGUACUAUCUGAUACAGGAUGUGUAUCUAGAAUAUAUUAACUCAAAAUUCAACAAAUUUUAACAAUAAACCAUCCAAUUACAAAAUUGCCAAAAGGCAUGAAUAGACAUUUUACUGAGGACCUACAGAUGGCAAAUAAGCAUAUGAAGAGAUACUCAACACCAUUAGCAAUUUGGGAAAGGCAAAUUAAAACUACAAUGAGAUAACACAAUAUUUCUAUCAGAAUGGCUAAAAUUAGUGAUACCAAAUGUGGGCAAGGAUGCAAAGAAACUGAACGGUUCAUUUAUCAAUGGUGUGAACACGUCAGAAGAUGGCAGUUUCUUGUAGAACUAAUCAUUUAACCUGCCCUCAAGGAUUCUUCUAAUUACAGGUUCCAAAGAAC
Messenger RNA from Mustela erminea (ermine), 3538 nucleotides. RefSeq names its product heat shock transcription factor 2 (gene HSF2). NCBI's taxonomy places the organism in Eukaryota, Metazoa, Chordata, Mammalia, Carnivora, Mustelidae. Gene Ontology annotation, biological process: regulation of DNA-templated transcription. The record is from RefSeq and is a predicted model, not a curated record. The transcript is spliced from 13 exons. Gene Ontology annotation, molecular function: DNA-binding transcription factor activity; sequence-specific DNA binding. The coding region runs from base 102 to 1421 and encodes 439 amino acids.